ACUAUAAUAUACUCUUACUCGUAAAAAAAAUGAAAAUCAAGUCUUUAAUCUUCGUAUUUUUUUCUUGUGCGAUGUUUAUUAUAUUUAUUGUGGCAAUUGAGUCAUUCAAAGAUGAGAAACAAUUUGACGUAGCAAAAGAAUUCCAAAGUGAAAUUUUGUAUCAUUAUAAAAAACCUUGGACCUUUAUGCGUAGUUAUCCAAAAACAUCUAAGUAUGAUAAUGGAGUAAAGAAAGGUGAAGUUCCCUAUGGUGGAAUAGGCUCAAUAGAAAAGGAUGGUGAAGGAGGUGCACAAGACGAAGAUGAACAAAAAGUGAAAAAAAGGAAAGCAAAAAGAAAAGGUGAACGACAAGGUGUUGUUAGAUCAAAGUACAUAUGAAAAGCCCCCAAAAACAAUGUCAUCACUCCUUCAAUUUUCUCUAAUCUAUUGAGUGUAUUUCUUUUGAUA
Molecule: messenger RNA, 446 nt
Organism: Vicia villosa (hairy vetch)
Lineage: Eukaryota; Viridiplantae; Streptophyta; Magnoliopsida; Fabales; Fabaceae
Exons: 3
Coding region: 30-377 (115 amino acids)
Source: RefSeq, a predicted model, not a curated record